UAUGCGGGUGCUGCUGUCCAAAUUGCCACGGCCAUGGAUAGUGGAUGAGAAAAAGGAUGAUGGUUACACUGCGCUUCACCUGGCCGCCCUCAACAACCACGUGGAGGUGGCAGAGCUUCUAGUCCACCAGGGAAAUGCUAAUUUGGACGUACAGAACGUUAACCAGCAGACGGCAUUGCACCUUGCGGUCGAGCGUCAGCACACCCAGAUAGUGCGACUCUUGGUGCGAGCCGAGGCGAAGUUAGACGUGCAAGACAAGGACGGAGACACGCCGCUGCACGAGGCCCUGCGUCACCACACUCUGUCCCAGCUGCGACAACUUCAGGACAUGCAGGACGUCAGCAAAGUGGAACCCUGGGAGCCUUCCAAAAACACAGUAUGUACAUAGAACUAUAUAAACUAUGCAGGUGUUCUCAUUAAAAGCUUCAGAUUAACAGAACGUGAUGUAGCACACAUUUUCAGUUGUUUUGAAUUGAUCCACAAUAAAUAAUUGGAAUUUUAAAUGAAUUAUGUUAAUUAA
Molecule: messenger RNA, 520 nt
Organism: Pimephales promelas (fathead minnow)
Lineage: Eukaryota; Metazoa; Chordata; Actinopteri; Cypriniformes; Leuciscidae
Source: RefSeq, a predicted model, not a curated record